GCGCGUGCCGAUCUCUCCAACUCCUCCCUCGUAUCGCAGUACCGACAGAAACGCCGCUGCCAUUUUUGCCUCUAGUAUCUUGAAUUUGUUAGGAUGGUGAGGGUUAGCACCCUGAAUGACGCCCUUAAGAGCAUGUAUAAUGCUGAGAAGAGGGGGAAAAGACAGGUCAUGAUUAGGCCGUGCUCAAAAGUGAUCAUCAAAUUUCUUUCGGUUAUGCAAAAGCAUGGUUAUAUUGGUGAGUUUGAGUACGUAGAUGACCACAGAUCUGGUAAGAUUGUUGUUGAAUUGAAUGGGCGUUUGAACAAAUGUGGGGUUAUUAGUCCACGAUUUGAUGUUGGUGUCAAGGAAAUCGAGCCUUGGACCGCUAGACUUCUUCCUUCAAGACAGUUUGGUUACAUUGUGUUAACCACAUCUGCUGGAAUCAUGGAUCAUGAAGAAGCUAGAAGGAAGAACGUUGGUGGUAAAGUGCUCGGUUUCUUCUACUAGAGCUCGAGAUUUUAGUUAUUUUGCUGGUAAUGAUUUUAUUAGACUAGACAGCGAAAGAAAGUACGUUUUUAUUUGGAUAUGGGAUUUUGUCAAGUCAAUCAUGGUUUUGAUUUUUGUU
This is a messenger RNA of Cynara cardunculus var. scolymus (artichoke), 604 nucleotides long. RefSeq names its product 40S ribosomal protein S15a-like. Gene Ontology annotation, molecular function: structural constituent of ribosome. The record is from RefSeq and is a predicted model, not a curated record. Gene Ontology annotation, cellular component: cytosolic small ribosomal subunit; ribosome. The transcript has 4 exons. Gene Ontology annotation, biological process: translation. Lineage: Eukaryota; Viridiplantae; Streptophyta; Magnoliopsida; Asterales; Asteraceae. The coding region runs from base 94 to 486 and encodes 130 amino acids.